Messenger RNA from Paraglomus brasilianum, 1233 nucleotides. The record is from the annotation of a GenBank genome assembly. Lineage: Eukaryota; Fungi; Glomeromycota; Glomeromycetes; Paraglomerales; Paraglomeraceae.
AUGUCUGCCGCCUUGGCUCAACAACAGCAAGUAAAAAUUCCCACCUCGGGCAGAAUUGGCAACGUAACGUCUGAUCAGCAACAGGUCUUGACACAAUUUUGGAGAAUGUUACUAGACUUGUUUGCAGACUCUGCCCCUGCCAUUCAGUCUACAAAGAAUUCCAAGAAUUACCUCUCCCGAAAGAAAACCACCGACGCAAUUGCCUACGACUCUUCGUCGCCCGACAAGUACAACGAAUUCCGUGAACUCGCCUCUGCCCUCGAACUCUAUUCCAUUUCUGAACUCCGUCAAGCAUGGUGGCGACUAAUCUCAUUCGAUGACCCGGACGGGAUUUUGCUUCGAUUUCUCCGUGCAAGAAAGUGGGACGCACACAAAGCGCUUGCCAUGUUGGUAUCGACGUUAAAGUGGAAUUUGCAGAGCGGUAUCGAAUCGAUUAUUUCAGACGGAGAAUUGGGACUGAAGCAAUAUUUUGAGGCGAAACGAAUGAAGGGAUUUGAUCACCAAUUGACUAGCGGGAAAAGCUUUCUUCAUGGAUUCGACAAAGAGGGAAGGCCUAUUUGUUACAUUAACGUCCGUCAUCAUAAGAAGGAUGAUCAGUCGCUCGAAAUACUACAAAAGUUUACUUUAUGGACAAUGGAGACAUCUCGUCUGAUGGUCGCUCCUCCUGUUGAGACAGCUUGUCUUGUAUUUAACAUGGAUGGAUUCAGUUUAUCUAACGUGGAUUAUCAAUACAUAAACUUUAUGAUAAAAUGCUUCGAAGCCUAUUACCCUGAAUCCCUUGGCUUUUGCCUAGUCCACUGUGCGCCUUGGGUUUUUUCCGUUGUCUGGAAAGUCAUCUCUCCUCUAAUCGACCCGGUAGUCGCUUCGAAAAUAAAAUUCACCAACGGUGCCAACGAACUCCUCGAAUACAUCUCAUCAGAUACCUUACUUGCUUCUCUCGGCGGUAACAAUACGUGGGAAUACAAAUAUGUUCCACCAAAGUCGGAUGAAAAUGCACGGAUGGCAGAUACGAAAACGAAAGAGGACAAGUUGAGAAUAAGAAGAGAGCUGGAGAACAAAUUCGAAGAAAUUACUAGAAAAUGGCUAGCGGAUCCAUCGCCGGCUAAUGUUAAAGAAAGGGAGGAAUUAAAAAAGAGGUUGAGGGAGGCACAGAUCCAGCUGGAUCCUUACAUUAGGGCUAGGACAUUAUACCAUCGGAUCGGAGUGAUUAAGGACGAUAGUGGUUGUGAUUGA